AUGGAUUUAACUGCAAGAGUAACCACUACGUCAGCAAUUAUUGGUCAACUUUUUAUGUCUCUAUCAAUUUUUGGUUGUCAACAAAAUUUUGUUCAACGGUAUUGCAGUAUGGACUCACAAAAACAAGUAACAAGAACCAUGAUGUGGAACAUUCCAGUAAUCACCGUAUUAUUCAGUUUAUCCUGGGUGGUAGGGAUGGUGGUUUACGCAGUCUACGCCAGCUGUGAUCCCCUUUCAUCUGGAUACAUCGACAAAUAUGACGAGGUCCUUCCAUUUUUCGUCGAAGACCGAUUCAGUUAUUUUCCUGGCAUACUGGGGUUGUUUAUGGCCAGUCUUUUCAAUGGGGCUCUCAGCUUGAAUGUCUCCAACUUAAAUUCCCUUGCGACAGUGACCUUCGAAGACUUCGUCCGUCCUUUAUUCAAAGACAUGAAGGACUCUCGACAACUUUGGUCCAUCAAAUUCAUAGGAGUCGUCUACGGACUUGUCAUCAUGGGAAUCAGCUUUGGAGUGGGUCUCUUAGAUGGCGUUAUUGAAUCCUCUAUGUUGGUCACUUCGGCUACUUCUGGACCUCUUCUAGGUGUAUUCGUGAUGGCUUUGUUAAUUCCGUGCGCCAAUUGGAAGGGUGCCGCUAUCGGAGUAAUUUCUGGCCAUUUGGUAACUCUUUGGAUCACCUUCGGUGGUUUGACGAUAGAGAAACCACCUGCAAGUUUCUUGCCUGUAUAUACCGAUGGAUGUGGUAAUACAUCUUUCAACGAUCACAUCUUAAAACCUGAACACAGAUAUCCAAAAUGGACACCUACCACAACUCCUUCGCCUUACUACAUCUAUAACGAUACCCAUACUUUACUUAACACUACAAGAGCGGCUCCAUCUGAUCCCUUACUCAGCUCUACUCAGUGA
Diabrotica balteata is the source of this 900-nucleotide messenger RNA. The record is from the annotation of a GenBank genome assembly. NCBI's taxonomy places the organism in Eukaryota, Metazoa, Arthropoda, Insecta, Coleoptera, Chrysomelidae.